CUUCAAUUUUGAGCUCCCAAGCCAUGGCUAUGGCUAUGGCAGCUCUGUCAGGGGCUGUCGCCGUCGUGCUUUCCUUCCGCCACCGUAAAUCCGCCGCCUCAGUUUCUUCCGGUAAGCAAAAACCACCCAUUUUUUUGGUGAAGAAGAAGAAGAAGGGAAGAAAAAGAGUUCACUUUGCUGAUGAUUCAGCCGUUUGCAGUACUGAAGAGUUGCAGAGAAAAAACGGCUUAAUUUUGGGGCCUUCGCCGCCGGUGGGUAGAGCUCCGCCGCCGUCUUUGACGAGCCACGGUGGAGGAGGCAGCGGAAUGCCGGCGAAUAGGGUGGCGCUGUACAAUGGAAUCUUAAGGGAUCGUUUGGUUCACAGGAUGGCAUAUUCUCUUUAAUUAUAUAUUAAAUAACUUUUAUUUAAUUAUUUAUUUCUUUUUCUUUUCUUUUUCUUUUUGUAAAAAAUGCAUAAGCAGUGACAAUUGCCCCAUGAAGACUCACUUUCCCUACGGCUCCAGUGGGUUCCCUUAACCAAGUCACUGCCUAUGAGUCGCCAGCUCAUUCUUCAACAGUCCUGGUCUUCUCCCACGGCUUGGAAGCUUACAGUUUCAUAUUCUAUUUCACUCUCCGAUGGAAGUUCUUUUCACCCUUCCCUCACGGUUCUACUUCACUAUUGGUCACCCAAGAGUAUUUAGCCUUGCAAGGUGG
Molecule: messenger RNA, 693 nt
Organism: Cucurbita moschata (crookneck pumpkin)
Lineage: Eukaryota; Viridiplantae; Streptophyta; Magnoliopsida; Cucurbitales; Cucurbitaceae
Exons: 2
Coding region: 24-383 (119 amino acids)
Source: RefSeq, a predicted model, not a curated record